GUGUGGGGAGGCUUGUUAUUUAUUCGUAGCAGAGCGAUAAAAGAGGACUAGAAAGCCGAUCCUUUACUUUUUCCCUUCUUUCUUUCCCUCCACAGAGCAAAGAAAAAAAAAACCAGGAUGCUUCAAUUUGACAACGGUCGGUCCCACCCGCACACAUCUCCUAGAUUUCAUCCUCAUCACCCUCGUCGCCACCACAACAGUCAACAGCAACAUCACGGCAACACCAGUAGUAGUAGUAGUACGCCCGAUGGAUAUUGGCCCAUGUAUGCUCCAGCAUUGUAUCCUUGCUACUACUAUCACCCACAGAACGGAAUGAUGAUGAUGGUGCCACAAGCCGUAGUAUCACCAUCUGCUGCCCAUCCUGCCGUCAUGAGCCCCAUCCCCGAGCACCAUCGUACAAAGCAUCCUCAAUCACCACCAUCACAACGACGGCGGCGCAUGAACGACGAUGAUACCCCGCUCGCUUUAUUAGCACAUCAGAAGCGUUCACCAGCGCCUCCAUCCUCAUCACCACCACCACCUAAUCUCCGUCAAAACUCGUCUCCUUUACUACGAUCACCACCGUCUUGUUCAUCCCAGCAACAACAACACCGCCUACUAGCAACACGGCAGCAGACGGCUCCGCAGCUUUCAUCGCCAUCGUCAUCACCACCACCACCGCCACAACUCCUGUCAUCCCCUCCAUCAUCAUCCCCACAACAACAACAGCAGCAGUCAAAACCUUAUCCGGCUCCUUCUUCACGGCCUCGGUCGCCACCGCAACACCAGCAAUCGAGGCCAUUAUCACCACCACUAGCACCACAGCAAAAAGGACUGGUGCCAUCAUCGCAUCCAUUAGGAGGACGUAGCUAUAGUAAUAGUAGUAGUAGUCAUUGCCAACAGCAGCCAUCACCACAAAUGCAACGUAAUAAUCAAGACCCUCUUUUUCCACAACGCAAACACUCUGCGCCCUCAGCAGCAUCUCGUUAUCAUCCUGCACAACAACAACAACAACGAAAUAAACAGAGGAUGUUAGCAGCAGCAGGACAGCAACGACAAUUGCCUCAAAGAAAAAACUCAGCCGCCUCGCAUCCCGCACAUGCACGUCCGCGGCGAUGGCCUAGUGGUAGUAACUCCUCCUCCUCUUCUUCCUCAACAUCAGGCCCAAGUUCAUCCUUGGUCCGGUCGGCAUCAUUACCCACAAAUACACAUGCACAGCAACAGCUACAACAGAAGAAGCAAAAGCAGAAGUGGCACCAAAAACAACAAGACGAUGAUGAUGGUGAUGAUGAUGAUUCUUCUUCUUCCACCAACAACAAACCUACCAACAGUAUCGUUACUAAAGCUAGACGUUGGUUCUCACUUAAUCGUCGCCAACAGCAACAACGUUGAAAAAAUAAUAAAAAAAUACAUGUUUUGUCUUUUUUUUCGAAAUACAUGCACAUGAAAAUAUAUAUAUGACGUGAUUGUUAG
This is a messenger RNA of Zychaea mexicana, 1452 nucleotides long. RefSeq lists its product as uncharacterized. The transcript has a single exon. NCBI's taxonomy places the organism in Eukaryota, Fungi, Mucoromycota, Mucoromycetes, Mucorales, Lichtheimiaceae. Bases 118 to 1371 code for a protein of 417 amino acids. The record is from RefSeq and is a predicted model, not a curated record.